ACCUCGUCCUCCGUCUCAGGGGAGGCAUGCAGAUCUUCGUGAAGAUCCUGUCCGGCAAGACCAUCACCCUGGAAGUGGAGCCCAGCAACACCAUUGAGAACGCGAAGGCCAAGAUCCAGGACAAGGAAGGCAUCCCACCUGACCAGCAGAGGCUGAUCUUCGCUGGCAAGCCGCUGGAAGAUGGCCACACUCUGUCUGACUACAACAUCCAGAAGGAGUCCACCCUGCACCUCGUCC
Messenger RNA from Nannospalax galili (Upper Galilee mountains blind mole rat), 237 nucleotides. RefSeq names its product ubiquitin-like. Gene Ontology annotation, cellular component: cytoplasm; nucleus. The annotation marks the transcript as partial. The record is from RefSeq and is a predicted model, not a curated record. Gene Ontology annotation, biological process: modification-dependent protein catabolic process; protein ubiquitination. Lineage: Eukaryota; Metazoa; Chordata; Mammalia; Rodentia; Spalacidae. The transcript has a single exon. Gene Ontology annotation, molecular function: protein tag activity; ubiquitin protein ligase binding.